This is a messenger RNA of Fomitopsis serialis, 1329 nucleotides long. RefSeq lists its product as uncharacterized. Bases 1 to 1329 code for a protein of 442 amino acids. Gene Ontology annotation, molecular function: sequence-specific DNA binding; zinc ion binding. Gene Ontology annotation, biological process: regulation of DNA-templated transcription. The record is from RefSeq and is a predicted model, not a curated record. The transcript has 5 exons. NCBI's taxonomy places the organism in Eukaryota, Fungi, Basidiomycota, Agaricomycetes, Polyporales, Fomitopsidaceae.
AUGCCCGCCAACUAUAAAGCCAUCACCCCUCCGCCGCACACUCCCCAUCCUCCUCCCGCUCCUCCUCUCCGCCAAUCAUCACCACCACCACCGCCCACCCCGUCCCACCAGCCAGCCCAGGCCGCCACCGACCCACCGCACGCCGCCAGCACACAGCAGGGCGACGCCCCCCAGCCGCCGCUCGACGCAGACGCGCACUCGCCCGAGCAGCCCAAGCGCAUCAACGCAGACCCUGCUCCGCCCCAAUCCGCCCCGCCCUAUCCCGAUCAUCACUGGCACCCACACCCGUACGCGUUCCACCCCGUGUACACCUACCCCCCGCCCCACCCCGACUACCACCACUACCGGCUCAUGCCCCAUCGCGUCGAAGCUGACCGACACUCCGCCCACCACCCGGACGACGGCCACUACCCGCGCAUGCACUCGCAGCCCACCCCGCCCCCGAUCGCCACCCUCCACCACUCCCCCGCCAUGUCCACCUCCAGCCUCGCCAGCUCCUCCAUCUCGCCCUCUCCCCCGGCCUCCGCAGCGGGCGUCCCUCCCCAGGGCGGUUAUACGUACGCCCCGCAGGGCGCGCCGAGCGCGCGCUACGCACCUCAGGAUGCGCCCUCGCCCUACGCGCACGGCGGCACCGGCCUCAUGCGCACCGUCCGCCCCACGUACGGUGCCCACGCCCAGCCCGCGUACCCCGGCCAGCCGAACUACAUCAUCUACACAAACGACGCCGCGACGAAGCUCUCCGACCGCGUGAGGAGGAAGUGCUACAACUGCCACACCACGGACACGAGCACCUGGCGGCGCUCGAGCCUCACGCCGGGCAAGGUGCUCUGCAACAAGUGCGGCCUCUUCGAGCGCACGCACUCCCGCCCGCGGCCAGACCAGUUCCCGCACAAGCGCGGCCCGCUCGUCACCGCGUCCUUCAAGUCCUCGACGCGCUCGCCCCCGCCCGGCUCCGCGGGCCGCCUCCCGCCCAUGGCCGCCGCGCACGCCCACCACCACCACCACGGCGGCGUGCAGGCGUUCCCGCCGCACCACGCGAACCACGCGUCCAUCGCGCCGCUCAUGAGCCAGCGCGAGGGCGGCCAGCCGCAGCAGCAGCAGUACUACGCGCAGGACCAGCAGGGUCAGGCGCAGGUGCAGGUGCAGGACGGCCAGGGGAACGCGAGCACCCUGCCCGAGAUCCGGUCGUUGCUGAACACGCCCGCCGGCGGGAGCCCCGCGUCGGUGUCGGUGCAUGAGGGCGUCGACGGCCAGGCGCAGCAGACGCAGGUCGAGCAGGUCGAGGGGAGCCCGCGGGAGCGGAGGGAGGUCUACCGGGCGCAGGCCUGA